Molecule: messenger RNA, 2439 nt
Organism: Pimephales promelas (fathead minnow)
Lineage: Eukaryota; Metazoa; Chordata; Actinopteri; Cypriniformes; Leuciscidae
Gene: vwa1
Product: von Willebrand factor A domain containing 1
Molecular function (GO): protein binding
Source: RefSeq, a predicted model, not a curated record
UUCAGUAGCUCUGACACUGAGAGAGAGAGGGUUUUAAUCCGAAACUGCCUUUGAUCAACAAAAAGUUUCGUGUUGUUUAUAUCUCGAUCUCGACGCGUAGAAUGUAGAAUAGUGGCGCAGGUGCUGCAGCUGCACAUUUUAUUGCAGUUCUGGUGACUGCCUGCAUUGAAUGAGACUUUUAAAGUGAACCGUGCGGAUUUUAGAAAUAUACAUCGAAUAGAAAUUGUGCUAGGCAAUGUAGACGCGUUAAAACGUGCAGAAUUGACUAUAAUUUUGACAUAAAAGUCAACCAUGGAGGUCAGAAAAGCGCUCACGUGUGUUUUGAUCAGCGUGUUUCUGUGGGCUGGUGACGCUCAGGACUCGGUACCUGAUUCAGUUUUGAACUGCUGCGAGGGAGAUGUCCUGUUUCUCCUGGACUCCUCUGGUAGCGUGUCCUCCUACGAGUUCUCCCGUAUGGUGGACUUUCUGUCGGAGCUCCUGCUGCCGUUCUCGCUCGGCCCGGAUCAGGUGAGGGUGGGACUGCUGCAGGUCGGGACAGAGCCCCAUCUCGAGUUCGGCUUCGACGCCUACAGCUCGCAGCAAGGCCUGCAGGCGGCCCUGGAGAGGACUAAACAGCUGAAGGGCGACACCAACACGGUAGAUGCUCUUCUGGUGGCUAGGAACCAGGUUUUGAAACCGGGGGUCCCGGGAGGUGCCAGACCGGAUCUUCCCAGGGUUCUGGUUUGGCUCACGGAUGGAGUGGAUCCCGGCGAUGUACGGGAACCAAUGACGAGGCUGCGAGACGAAGGGGUGGCUGUACUGGUGGUUUCCACUGGUCACGGGAACUUCCAGGUGCUGAGAGAGGUCACGAGUCCACCCACUGAGGAGCACCUGUUCUUUGUGGACAUUGACGAUAUCAACAUCAUCAGUGAAGACUUGAGGAACGCAAUUAUUGAGAUUAUCCGGGCCGAGAGGCUGCAGGUGAAGUCGGUCACUGCUACCUCGGCUCAGUUGGAGUGGAGGCCUGUGUUGGCUGGGACUGGCUACUACGAUAUCCAGUUUGGUCCCGUCCGAACAGGGCAGAUCGGAGGAAGUGUGGGUCCGGGCACCAGUCCUGGCACUGAUUCGGGUCCGUUUCAGAGGAUCACCCGGCCUGGAGACACCAGCUCGGCUCAGCUGACUGGCCUGCGUCCUGACACCACAUAUACAGUCACACUCACACCGAAGGCCAACCUGGAGUUCCUGAACUCGCUUCACGCCACCUUUACUACACAGACAGUGAACCCUCCUCAGCCAGAGGUGCAGACCCUCUCCACCGUGAGUGUGUCGGAGUCGAGCAGCAGGAGUGUGCGUGUGAGCUGGGCUCCACUGCUCCCUCACCUCAUACAGGACUAUCAGGUGGAGUAUUCAGCUCUUCCUUCAGGCCCGCUCCGGGUCACCAGCGUCAGUAACAGGCAGAACUCCACCGUCCUGACCGACCUCCAGCCCGACACAACGUACCUGCUCACCGUGAGCGCGAGGCAGUCCAACGGCAAAGAGAGAGCCAUGUCAGUCAAAGCCUGUACACAGGAGGAGGAGGAGGUGUUGCCGGCUCUCUCGGAUCUGCAGCUGACCACAGUGGGCGAUGAGUCAGUACAGCUCCGGUGGAAGGGGAGUUUCGACGGCCUGCGCGGUUACUGGGUCACAUGGGAGCGAGGUCAGAGCCAGCGCUCCACCCUGUAUUUACCACCUAACCGGCUGUCCACCACCCUCAACCACGUGCCCUCCAGAGCCCGCGUCUGCGUGUCCCCGGUGUACCGGACGGCCCGCGGGGAGGGGCUCUGCUGCACUGCCUGAAGGCCUCCGCUGUGUUGACCUGGAACCGUGGAGCACCGCUCUGCCAAACACGAGAGAUGGAGGGAUGAACACCAAAAGCUUUCCACAAAUGGACAGAUGGGAGGACAGGGGAGUCCAGGACUCUGUUGGAAAACUCAUCACCCAUAGAUGGUGAUCUUUAAACACAGCAAUACAACAUGCACUGACACACAAACCCCAAACCACACUUCUAAUACAGAGACUGAAUGACUCAGAGCUCAAAAGUGACUUUUAAAGGAAUGUUUCGGGUUCAAUACGAGUCCUAUCGCAGCAUAUUAUCGCACAUAAUUUUGACUCAUCCCCUUAUAAACAACUGUAAUGCACUUGUGGUAGUUUGUAGCAUCCUCGCACAUAUUGAGUGAAAGUGACAGGGUUUUGGCAAAAUUAACCAACUUUCCAAACUGUACAUUUUAACAUUUAUGUGCUAUGUCUCGAACCCAUGAUAUUCCUUUAAUUAAGUUGCUAGAAUGUUUAUACAUUCAAGAAAAUCAAGUUUUUAUUUAGUUAUAUCACCGAAGCUUUGUAAAUAUCCUACUAAUGCUUUUUGAGUUAUAUUUAUCGGAGACAUAGUUGGUUACUGUAUUUUUGUUUUUAGAUUCCUCCAUA